AUGAGAGUGUUUCUCAUUCGGCAUGGGGAGACAGUCCACAAUAUCGCACAAGCUUGGGCAGGGACGACCGACUCAGCCCUGACAAACCAUGGGAUGCUCCAAAUAGAAUCUCUUGCUCAUACAUUUGCAAGCAACUCUAUACAUUUUGACUCGGUGUUUGCGUCAGAUCUGAGUCGAGCACGUAUCACCGCAGAGGGCAUCUGUCGCCCGCAACCUCCUAAGAAAGAUGGCGGGUUAGUGACUCCCAUCUUAACUUCAGAUCUACGAGAGCGGGAUUUUGGUUCAUUAGAGGGUGUACGCUGGCAGUCACCGUCUACACCGUCUAUCGAUGCGAGCGCCCCACCAGGUCAUUCGAGUAGGAGCACGUCUAUCGAAAUCAUCGAAAAAGAAACCACAGUCUCGAUGCGACAACGUUCUCUCUCGUUCCUCCAUAGCCAUUUCUUACCGCUUUUAUUCGAUGAUCCAACCGCGAAACGUAAUGUUGCCAUUGUUGCUCACGGAAUCAUUCUUCGGGUACUGUGGAAUUGCUUUGUGGAGCUCUUUGACCCCAUGAGUAUAUCUCUGAUGCCGGGCAUCGCUGCGUGGGAGGGCGGGCCAGCUGCCCUCCUCUCUCCAAGUUGGUCCAAUACAGGCUUUAUGGAAUUAUCGAUCCGAAUGAAGCAGUCAUGGCCAUCGCCACGGCCACAGCGACAAAUUACCUCUCAAGAAGUGCGCGUAGCAUCCAGCUCGAUUGUCGACAAUGAAGGUCCAUCAUCUGGCAGUCUUCCUGGAGACAUCCUUCUGCAAGGAUGGUCUAUGAAGAUACUCGCUGUUGAUAAUAAGGAACAUCUCGCGGGCCUGCGCCGUACCCGUGGUGGCAUAGGGAGCGCUUCAUAUGACAAUCGACAGAAGAGGAUUGACCAGUUCUUCAAAUAG
Penicillium brasilianum is the source of this 915-nucleotide messenger RNA. The record is from the annotation of a GenBank genome assembly. NCBI's taxonomy places the organism in Eukaryota, Fungi, Ascomycota, Eurotiomycetes, Eurotiales, Aspergillaceae.